Exserohilum turcica Et28A is the source of this 444-nucleotide messenger RNA. RefSeq lists its product as uncharacterized. NCBI's taxonomy places the organism in Eukaryota, Fungi, Ascomycota, Dothideomycetes, Pleosporales, Pleosporaceae. Bases 1 to 444 code for a protein of 147 amino acids. The record is from RefSeq and is a predicted model, not a curated record. The transcript is spliced from 4 exons.
AUGGAUCCAAGUGUGAUCCAAGAAUAUGCCACUUCUGCAAAUAGGCGGAUCUGGUGUAUCAUGAGCCAGGGUACGGUGGUUACUGAUCAGCAUGAAGCGCAGCAGUCCACAGGUACUCUAAAUUGGUUAUACUUACCUCGUUACAUUUGCCCAUCCCAGGUGUACACAGAGUGUACGAUUGGCUCGUUCAUUGGGAAACGUACUAAAGAGUCUUCGGAUUUUGACCCUCUUCCUGAUCGAAACGACGAGCAAACUGCAAAUGGCAUGGCUGGUAAUAGACCUAGUCGUGGCUAUGAUGCCUGUACUCAGAAUGAUGACGUUCGCUCUGAAAACCGCUCGAUUUAUUUAAGCGACCAUAUGUCACCCAACAACGAUACUGGGCAGCAGAGGACCACGAAUGGUGCCAAUACUGAAUCAAUUGAAAGUGGCCGACAGUCUAGCUGA